Enterospora canceri is the source of this 1593-nucleotide messenger RNA. Lineage: Eukaryota; Fungi; Microsporidia; Enterocytozoonidae. The record is from the annotation of a GenBank genome assembly.
AUGGAUUUGGAUCUGUUCGAGAGAGAGACAACAAGCACCGAGACAGCGAGGAGACCAUCGAUGGACGUGGAGAGGAUGAUUGGAUCCACCACAGCAGUGGAGUACGGCAACUACGGCUACGUGAUUGGAAACACAGACGUGUUACAGGUGGCUGUGGUACUGAAAUGCGUAGCAGUGGCAGCAAUCCACUCUGAUCGAAUUCAAAAGAGAGUGGGCGUCUAUUUCAGGCAGAAUGACACCAAUUUGGGAGUAUUCAUCGUAGACCAGGAUGGAUCGUAUUUUGAUGAAGAGACGGCAGCUGACUUCACCAGGGCAGUGAAUGGGGCUGAAAUGGGGCUGGAGAGGCUGAGAGAGAUCAGCAGCUCAGUUCUGAUUGGAUACACGGAGCAUAGGAGGGUGAAGGAGAUCUACUACGCGGUGGAGGAGAUGAUCAGGCAGAUUGGAAGUGUGGGAUUCAGGUGCAAGUCACUCGUUGGAGUGGGGCUACCAGAACUAUUUUAUGAUGUAGCCAAUUCAGGGGAGAAUGAGACGUACGUUGAAUUCAUCAAAAGGAGCUUCUUGCGCCUGAGGGAGCUGACAGACACGUCCCUUCACGUGGCAGUUGAUACGGCUGGUGGAGCAAUGGUAGAGUGCAUUGAGGAGCUGAAUGAGAACCAGGAGAUGCGGGUGACUCACCUGAUGCCAACGGUGAAGAACAAGAAGCAGGGAGCAGAAUACGUCUACAACUUCAAGAAGAUUCCAAGGGUGCAAAGCAGCGGGUGUCUGACUGGGUCAUUUGAUGCAAUGGGAACUAGGCUCGUUUUCUACAAGGAAAAUAGCACCAAUUUGAGAAUAUACGAUGGAGACGUAUUGGGGAGCUACGUGAUCAACUACAUCGACAACUUGCUACGGGCAAUCAGCAAGGAGGUCGAUUUGAGCAUAUCUCGUGGGAUUGUGCUGAAUGAGCUGACUAGCACAGUUUGCAUGGACUACCUAACUAACAGGGGAAUUGAGUUUACGCUGACUGGGCUGGAAGUGAAGCACAUGCAGGAGAAGACCAAGAUCUACGACAUCAGCGUUCUGAGCAAUCCAGAGGGAUAUCUGACUGCCUCGUGCAGCAGCAAGGCGGUCGCCUUGCUGGAGAGAGCACGAGAGGCAGCCACAAGUGAGAAGGUCACGAGAAGCGUGGACAUUCUGCUUACGCUCUGCAGAAUGCUAGGAAGGAACUGCUCUGAUGGAUUGGCCACGUUGUACUGCUUCAAGGCCAUUCUGAAGUCGCAUUACGACCUGAAUUUGUACAAGAAGACCCAUACUCGAAUUCUGACUGUUAAGCUUAAACAGGGAAUAAGCUUAUCGUAUAACAAGGUUGUUUCACCGGUGUAUCUUCAGAAGCACAUCAACUACUACACCAGGAAGUGUAGGGGGCGAGUUGUGCUCAGGAAGAACGGAAGCAACCCAAAUGGAACUGAGCUGGUCAUAUUCACAGAGGCAAGCAGCGAGGAGCAGUGCGACAUUCUCUGCCUGAAAAUAGCAGACUUGUUUUACGAGAACUGUGGUGGAAUUGGGGAGUAUCCAGCAAUAUCGUACAGCAUCAUCUACGGAUUUGAGGAGUAG